Messenger RNA from Colletotrichum phormii, 693 nucleotides. RefSeq lists its product as uncharacterized. The record is from RefSeq and is a predicted model, not a curated record. The transcript has a single exon. The coding region runs from base 12 to 431 and encodes 139 amino acids. Lineage: Eukaryota; Fungi; Ascomycota; Sordariomycetes; Glomerellales; Glomerellaceae.
CGGAAAUCGCGAUGACUUGUGUUUUCUUCAGAGUCUACGAAGAGGCAGUCUCAAGCAAGAAGUUCGACGUAGGGAAAGCCAUCAGUCCUGAAGUUGAGACCUUGACACAUGAACACUUUCUUGAAGCGGUUAAAAUUCUGAAGCAGGAUCCCCGAGCAAGCAGGAGAAAAGUAGUGGCAGAAUUGCAGCAGCGUAUCAAACAUGGCCGCCCUACCGAAGAAGAAACGGAAAUCAGUAAGAUUCUAGGACUCGCCGUUCGAGUCUUGAUAAUGACUGAUUGCUACGCCCCUACGCAUCAUACGAUAAACUAUACUGUGGCAGGUUUCAAGCCCACAUCUUGGGGUGUAGGGGAGGAAUUCAUCGACUUUUUUUCAGCGCUCAAUCCCUGGCUGUCGCACCAUGGCACAGAAUCAAGGAAUCCCCAUAACUAGAGACAUGGAAGAGUCUCUGACGGCAUGGAAGCUGAGAAAAGGGCCAAACUCGAGAUUAGGGAAACAGACGACAUUACAAGACACUUCCUUUUUGACCACGAGAGAAACGUUCUUUUUAUCUUUCAUAAUGCAGGAUUUCUAUAGACGCACCUUACGAAGCAGGUGGAGGGCUGCGAUCUAUUGUGGAAAAGUGUAGAGGACAGUCUCAAGAGGUAAGAGUUCAAGUUCUAUGUAAACGUUGAGAUAUUCAGCCAAUAUGAUA